GUCUAGUUGACCGGCGGGGAUGGCGUUUCGUCUCCCCUCUCCGUUUGAAUGGGAGUUUGAAGAGAAACUGACGAGUGAUCUGGCUGAAGAAAUGGCUAGUGCAGACCUUGUCAAAGAAACGAUUCUUAGAUCCCGAAUUGGGGCGAGGUCGUCCAAUCAGCAAUCUCUUGUUGCCUCUGGCAUCAAUUUGAUUGUGUCCCGAGAAUCGGGUUCUGACCGAACGGUCCCGACGGGAUCCUGUCGGCCGGCGCUGGUGACGAAAGCUGUCAUUGGUGAAGACACCGGAAGACACACGAGUGGGGAUGGUCUUAAGCCCAGUGUUGAGGCGAAUUCGUCCGUCCGACAACCCAAUGGUGCUCCGGUCACCGGAGUGGCCCUUGUUCGGCGAUCGGGUAUCCCGUGGUUGAAACUGACCGGUAACGGACGCCCGGCGUUGAGAACGUCUGGAAAAUCCGAUUGUGGGGGCAAGGCUAACAAACCCCUGAUUUCUUGGGGAGGGAAGUAUCCUAAUCUCCCUGUGCGUAUCCCGCGAAAUGAGGACCUAUUUCAAAAAUUGUGCUCUGAUGAUAAUCACCACAUAGACCCAUCUCCAAUAGGAGUCUGUAACCAGACGAACAAACGCGGUGCCGCUACCUAUUUAACUUGGGACCCGAAGCUAACCCCAAUUACACGAUCAAUAAAUCCUAGGGGUUCUCUGGUGGUUCGUACAAGUUCGGCGGCAAAGUUGCAGGCUCCAGUAACUGGUACGUGGGUUAUUCGAUAUACUCAAUUCCCUCCUCUGUUUGAUAAAGGCAGUUCCCCCCUGUUUCGGCUGUCUUCUCCGAUUCCCACCUUCCCGUGGUCGAUUGGGGGGACGCCGGCCUCCUCUGCCUUAGAACCAACCGCUAACGGUUCGUAUUCUCUGCAGCUUACAGAGAUGGUGCAGGCGUCGCAUGAUCAGGAGGAAAAUCGUGCUGGUAGGAUGACUCACGAAGCUGCUCUGGAGGAUGAACCGCUAUGGAUGGGGUCAUCGCAUGAACCCUUUCUAACAGUGGAACCACAACCCCAGCGGGAGCGUGGCCCUUUCAGGGUGCCGAUCUCUCGAACCCCUAAGAUCUCCUUCGGGAAACAGGGUCGCCGUGGCCAAUCACGUAAGCCUGCUGUUGAGCACCCGGCGUCUAAGGAGAGACUUGAUACUGGCUCGCGGCCUGCUCAGGCUACUCGACUGAUCCCCGCCUCGGCAGCAGAGGCUCCGGUUGAAGGCGAUGGGGGAAGCCCUGUUAUCAAAAAGCAGAGCGAGAGGCAGCCGGUAAAUAUGGCGGAGCUGAGUACUAGGGAGAAAGAUGCAUCCCGCCGGCGACGCAUCAUCCUGGAGAAUGACCCUGAAGACGAUUUCGAGGUGCAAGCUAUCCCGAUUCCGCGGCCUUCUCGUCCGGCGGACAUUAAUCAGUCCCGAAAGGGCAAGAAAUCGGGUCUGGUGAUUGGGGUACCGUCCCCGAAACCUAAAGCUGCUGCUAAGAAGAAGGCCACCUUGGCUAAGGGCGGCGCUCCGGUGGAGGGAAACCGGGGCUCGAAACCCAGAAAUGGUAAGCAGGGGAGUUCAAGGGGUGAACAGAAGAUGGAGGAGACAGCAGGUGGCAGGCCUCCGGCGGCUGAGAACGGGAAGGAGGAAGGGUUGGUGGCUGCGGUGGAAAUUCCCGGUAGCACGGCUGGGCCUAAGGCCCACUUUGCAGACAGCAACCCGGCUGGGCCUACGGCCCAUUUUGCAGACCAGGAGCCCAUAGCUUCGGAAGAGGAGUCUGUGGAAAAUGAUGAGCGGGCUUUUGAGCUCCGGCGUAGGGAGCCGCUGAAGGAAAAAAAGUUUAAACGCUUGACCCAUCCAAAUCGGGUACACCAAGUUGUUCAGGCGUUUGAAAAUGGGCUAUCGAUGACUGAACCAAUCGAGAAUCCUUCCACAGCAGCUAGCAUCUCGAUCGAGCAUAACGCCAGAGCAGAGAGAAUGAGACUCUUCAGGAAACAGGAAAAACCAAGAGGGCUAAGGCAUCUCUUCAAGAAAGAGGAAAAAACAAGAUGGAUAAUGCGUUUCUUCAAGAAAGAGGAAAAACCAAGAGGGCCAGUGCAUUUCUUCAAGAAAGAGGAAGAAACAAGAGGACUACUGCGUAUCUUCAAGAAGAAAGAGGAAAACACAAGGCGCUCCCGAUGGCCAAGGUCGGUCAUGCUGCCAGAGGUGUUCUGCUGCGGGUUUGCAGACAGACAAGCUAUAGCUAUCGAAAAGAUCAAGCUUCUUAAGAAGCGCCGGCGCGCCGCCGCAGCCGCCGGCGACGCGGCACGAGUCGCUAGCCUGGAUGUGAACAUUACGGCCGCGCUGGAGAUAUCUGCUACCCUGCUAGGAAUUAUUGAGCCGGUAUUGGGUAUUUUUGAUUACACCGAGCUCUAUCGCGAGUACAUUCCAAGGCCGCGUGGGGUUCGGGACGACAGGACGGUCUGGACGGUCGUCGGAGAGACAGCCGCCGCCACCAUCGAGCGGAUCAACGAAAUGGAGAUGAGAGCGAAGGAUUACGUCGAGACUCUGAUGGAGCGCGACGCUAUGGCUCAGAAGGUGGAAGCCUUCAUUGACACGGAGGCUAUACCGCAGACUAGAGUUCAACCGAGGCUUCACAAAGAUGGCUGGGACAAGGCCAAAGAAUGGGUUGACCUUCUCCACGCUUUGACCCUGAAGGGCAGCGGUCUUGAUCUCGACGUUGAGAUUAUGAACAAGUCACUGAGCAUUCUUAAGGUAAAGAUUCACCAGGCAGCAGAGGCUAUACUUGCUGCCGACGCCCAAGACCUUGCCCUUCCCCACUACUUAGCCGCUCACAAAGGUAAGGUCUGCGCACACAAAGAAGAGAAGGUCCAAGCUGAUGGUUACAAGGACGACAAAGACGGCCUUAAGACAACAAUGCUUGAGAUCAGUAAGCUGGAAGAGGAGAUAAACGGGAAGAUAGCGGCGAAGGUUGGUCUGGUGAAAGAGAUUGCAGCAGCAGCACCCAGCCUGUGCGAUGGAGACAAAAAGCCCGAAGAAUCUUCGUCGUCGUCGUCGCUCAUCAAGAACAUAGCGGUAAAGCUUGGCCUGGUGAAAGAGAAUAUUGUGGUGGCAAGAGAUGAGGAGCUUCAAGAGUCACUGAUCAAGCAGUUUGAUAAGGCGAGGGAGGAAUUCGAUCAUCUCUGUGCUGCUCUUCGCUCCAAGAGAUCAUCACUGAUGAAUCCCAACAGGGCCACGCUCAAACGAAAGGAAAUCGGCAUUGGAUCCCAACAUGGCUGCUGGCAACCCUCAAACAAAAAGAAAUUGGCAACUGGGGUUGCUGUUCAGAAGGUGAAGAUGGAGAUGCUUGAAGACGAAGACCAGAAGGUGAAGAUGAAGAUGCUUUGAAGAAGAAGACGUUUCUGUAUGAGAAACGUUUCAAUCUGCCCCUUUAAGUUUUUACAUGCAAACUGUGUCGUUUUGUCUAUUACGCGGUAGCCGUUAUUUAAGUAUUGUUCAUCUUUGUAGUAGCCUAUAAAAUAGGGACACGGGC
This is a messenger RNA of Linum trigynum, 3533 nucleotides long. The record is from the annotation of a GenBank genome assembly. Lineage: Eukaryota; Viridiplantae; Streptophyta; Magnoliopsida; Malpighiales; Linaceae.